This is a messenger RNA of Penicillium cosmopolitanum, 1119 nucleotides long. RefSeq lists its product as uncharacterized. Gene Ontology annotation, biological process: peptidyl-proline hydroxylation to 4-hydroxy-L-proline. The coding region runs from base 1 to 1119 and encodes 372 amino acids. Gene Ontology annotation, cellular component: endoplasmic reticulum. The record is from RefSeq and is a predicted model, not a curated record. The transcript has 3 exons. NCBI's taxonomy places the organism in Eukaryota, Fungi, Ascomycota, Eurotiomycetes, Eurotiales, Aspergillaceae. Gene Ontology annotation, molecular function: L-ascorbic acid binding; procollagen-proline 4-dioxygenase activity; iron ion binding.
AUGGGCAAUGGCAAAUUAACUAAAACACUGUCUGGAAUUAUUGGAAAUUUCAGGGUCCCUGAGCUCUCGCUGUUUCUUGACUUCCGAGCCUGUCAACUUUCUGUUUCUACAUGUUCUUGUUUUGUCACCCUGUUUGUCCUUCUCUCCAACAGGAAUCUGCGGAAAAUGUCGUUGGUCAUUCAGGGGCAGCUAACUAUCCCUUUGUAUCUUCAUUUUUCGGGUGCGAAUAUAAAUGGGGUUUCUCUGGGAGAAAACAGUCAAGUUUUCUCCUUAGAAAACGGUGUUCCAGGUGCAUCAACAGCCGAGUUCUUCCAGCCACCGCCGUGGACCCCACCACCUCAGGAUCACCCGUCCAACCUUCUGGAAUUCAUACAGCUGGAUGACCCAAUCGAGUGCCCUCAUCAUGAUUUCCAGGCCUACCUGCUUGGGGAGAAUCCGCGAAUGAUGUAUAUCGAAUCCUUCCUCAGUGAGCAGGAGAGACUUCAUUUAAUCGAGACAAGCAAGCUAGAGUAUGUCCCUGCCUCGGUAUACAACCCCACCACCAAAGAAGCGACGGACGGUGGGGAAUACCGACGCAGUGAAACUGCUAUUCUCACGCGCGAUCCAGUGGUUAAGUGCAUUGAGAAGCGUGCGCAGUCCCUACAACAGUGGACCAACAUGGCUCUUGAACCCCUCGCAAUUCAACGCUAUCAAAAGGACGGUUACUUCCUACAUCAUUUGGACGCAAUUGGCGGAUCGAUUCUUCCAGACCGCAAGUCUACAUUCAAUGUUUGGCUGGAAGGGAAAUGUACGGGGGGGGGUACCCAUUUCCCAAUGAUUCCACGGUGGGAGGACUCGGCCCUCUGCGCCUUUCUCGAUUGCUACUCGACGGAGAAUGGUACGGUAUUCAAACCUCUGGCUGGGAAUGCCCUUUUCUGGGAGAAUAUCAGACCAGAUGGAAGUCCGUACGAAGAAACCGUGCACGCAGGACUACCAGUGCUUAGUGGGACGAAGAUUGGGUUGAAUAUUUGGAGCUGGGUGUUUCCAGACGGAGAUCCCCGGGACAGUCGAUCGAACCUUGGAAAGUACAGCAUCAUCGAUACAACAGAUGCAGAUGUGAGGACAAGUGCAGAUACGUAG